This is a messenger RNA of Emericellopsis atlantica, 987 nucleotides long. RefSeq names its product thioredoxin reductase. The coding region runs from base 1 to 987 and encodes 328 amino acids. Gene Ontology annotation, cellular component: cytoplasm. Gene Ontology annotation, molecular function: thioredoxin-disulfide reductase (NADPH) activity. NCBI's taxonomy places the organism in Eukaryota, Fungi, Ascomycota, Sordariomycetes, Hypocreales, Bionectriaceae. Gene Ontology annotation, biological process: removal of superoxide radicals. The transcript has 5 exons. The record is from RefSeq and is a predicted model, not a curated record.
AUGCACAGCAAAGUUGUCAUCAUUGGCUCUGGGCCUGCCGCCCACACGGCGGCCGUGUACCUGGCACGCGCCGAGUUGAAGCCCGUCCUGUACGAGGGCUUCAUGGCCAACGGUACCGCGGCUGGUGGCCAGCUCACGACGACCACCGAUGUCGAGAACUUCCCCGGCUUCCCCAAGGGCAUCAUGGGCCAGGAGUUGAUGGACAACAUGCGCGCCCAGUCUGAGCGCUUCGGCACAGAGAUUGUCACCGACACCGUCACCACCCUCGACCUCUCCUCGCGCCCCUUCAAGUACUCGACCGAGUUCGCCCCGACCGAGACGCACACGGCCGACGCCGUCAUUGUCGCGACAGGCGCCUCGGCGCGCCGCAUGAACCUCGCCGGCGAGGACAAGUACUGGCAGAACGGCAUCUCCGCCUGCGCCGUGUGCGAUGGCGCGGUGCCCAUCUUCCGCAACAAGCCGCUCUAUGUGAUCGGUGGCGGUGACUCGGCUGCCGAGGAGGCGACCUUCCUCACCAAGUACGCGAGCCACGUGACGGUGCUGGUGCGGCGCGACCAGCUCCGCGCCUCGCGCACCAUGGCCAACCGCCUGCUGGCGCACCCCAAGACGACGGUGCGCUUCAACACGGUGGCGACCGAGGUCCGUGGCGGCGAGGACGGCCUCAUGUCCCACCUCGUGGUCAAGGACACCAAGACCGGCGAGGAGGAGGUGGUCGAGGCCAACGGUCUCUUCUACGCCAUUGGCCACGACCCGGCCACCGCGCUCGUCAAGGGCCAGAUCAAGAUGGACGAGGAGAACUACAUUGUCACCGAGCCCGGGACGACCCUUACCAGCGUGGCGGGCGUGUUUGCCGCGGGCGACGUGCAGGACAAGCGCUACCGCCAGGCCAUUACCAGCGCGGGAACUGGCUGCAUGGCGGCUCUCGAGGCGGAAAAGUACCUCGCCGACCGCGAGAUGGAUGUGCGCGACGACGACCGUGAGUCUUAG